AUGGCCCCCCCUCCGGCGCACCUACCUUUGGGUGAAAGACUCAAGGCUCUGGCCCAGACACUACAACAUGUAACGCUGCUGAUUUCCGUCUUCCGCUACGUCCUGUCCUACCUCACCUUCAACUACUACUCCUCUACCGCGCAGGCCGCCUACCGCCUUGCAUUCGUUUCCGCCGCGGCUACAUAUGGAAUUGUGGUAUACAAGGGACAUAUCGCGCGUGGCCGUCUCCAGGGCAGUCCUCUCAGCAUUGCGCUGAAGCUCGCUGGUGAUGAGAACGUGCAGUACCUGGGUAUGGCCUUGGUUUGGCUGUAUUCGCGUCAGGUCUCGCUCGCCCUGCUUCCUUUCACCGUUUACUCGGUCUUCCACGUCGCGACCUACUCGCGUGCCCACCUGAUCCCCACCUUGCAGCCUCCUCAGGGUGGCGCCCCUGCCUCGCCCACCUCUCCUAGUGCCUCCAGGCCUGCUCCCAAGCAGUCUCCUCUGGCCGAGACCAUCGGACGAUUUGUCAAGCAGUACUACGAUGCCAGCAUGGACCUCGUCGCCGCGCUUGAAAUUGCGCUUCUGUUCCGCCUGAUUGUCUCGAUCCUGACUUUCUCCAAGGGAAGCUUCGUCCUCCUGUUCAUCUACCUGGCCUUCUUCCGCGCCAGAUACAGCCAGAGCACGUUCGUUCAGCACGGCCUUCGCCACUUCACCGCCCGUAUCGACGCUGCGGUUUCCCACCAGACCACUCCCCCUGCCAUGCGCCAGGGCUGGGAGACCUUCAAGGGAAUCGUGCGCCAGGCUUACGAAUCCACCGACAUGGGCCGCCUGAUCGGCAAGGCGGAUGCCAAGAAGCCGCAAUAA
Molecule: messenger RNA, 843 nt
Organism: Aspergillus affinis
Lineage: Eukaryota; Fungi; Ascomycota; Eurotiomycetes; Eurotiales; Aspergillaceae
Exons: 3
Coding region: 1-843 (280 amino acids)
Biological process (GO): endoplasmic reticulum tubular network organization; membrane organization
Cellular component (GO): endoplasmic reticulum; membrane
Source: RefSeq, a predicted model, not a curated record